UUUUGCUAAUGUACAUUGGUGGAAAGGUCGUCAUAAUGCCUAAAAGCUACCGAGGUAUAAAAGAACUUUAUUUCAAGGGUGACUGCAUCAGUGUCUCUUGUCAUCUCAGCAUCUACAAUAAUAACAAGGAAAAUUGAUCCAAAAAUCAAGAUGCAAUCCGCUAUCGUUGCUCUCGCCCUUCUCGUCGGAGCGGUCCUUGCCUACCCCCAAAAGGAAGUUACCGUGACCCGGUCCGAGUUUGAGAACAAUGGUGACAAUUUCAACUGGGUGUCUGAGCUCUCUGACGGCAACACCCAUAGUCAGCAGGGAACUUUGAAGCAGAUCGGAACGGAACAAGGAAUCAGUCUGACUGGAUCCUAUUCCUACACGUCUCCCGAGGGUCAAUUUAUCGAGGUCAAAUAUGUCGCCGAUGAAAAUGGCUUCCAGCCAAUCGGUGACCAUAUUCCAAAACCUGAAGGAGGUGCAGCUCUCCCAGUUCGAUCUAACGCUGGUGGCCGCGGUCCAGCUCGACGAUUUUAAUUUACAAUUAUCAAAUAAUGUGCUUUUGUCCAUUAAACUGGUACAAAUAAAAUGAUACGUUUUGCUUAAAUAUUGA
Folsomia candida is the source of this 595-nucleotide messenger RNA. Its product is annotated as larval cuticle protein 65Ag1. Gene Ontology annotation, molecular function: structural constituent of chitin-based larval cuticle. The transcript has 3 exons. Gene Ontology annotation, cellular component: chitin-based extracellular matrix. The coding region runs from base 151 to 519 and encodes 122 amino acids. NCBI's taxonomy places the organism in Eukaryota, Metazoa, Arthropoda, Collembola, Entomobryomorpha, Isotomidae. The record is from RefSeq and is a predicted model, not a curated record.